AUGAGCAUCGCCCACGAAAAAGAACUCCACAUCAAUGAAAAUGGUGUCUAUCCAGUUGUCAAAAAACUCCCCUCCCCGUUAUGCUGCUUUAAAGUCAUGCACAUCAGGACCGGAACCCUGUGGAUUGCCUACUGCGAAAUUAUGUGGAUAGUAUCUCAAUGUUCGUUUUGGACAGCAGAAAGUAUAGUUCGUGAGGCCUUUCCUCCAUAUGUUAUAAUUGCCGGAUUCACCUUUACUUGCAUUCAAUUAGUUUUGGUGUUUUUCCUGAUCCAAGGAGUCCGGACGUUCCGACUAGCAUACAUCGAAGUCUACAUGAUAGGUGUUUGUUGUAGAAUGUUCAUGUUCCUGUCGUUUUUCUUGACGCUGUUAUUCUUUUUUAUCAUAGCAGAUGACAACGACGAAGAAAACUCGGAUCAAUUUUUCCACCGCUUCCUGAUCAUAAAAAUGAUAUUCACGUGCGUCUACACACUUCUGAAGGCGUACGCUUUGUACACCGCCUACCGGUGUUACUCAUACAUUGCGAAAACGCGACGCGCUAUUGUGCAUCUCACAAUUUUCGAAGAUCCUGGCAGAGACGUCUCCGUUGAAAAAUCAUUAGACUGGAUUCAACGGACCCUUGACGUAACAGCGAGGGUGAAUAGGAGGUUAAUUGGUAGGGUGAAUAGGGUUGCGAACGUGGAUUAG
Molecule: messenger RNA, 684 nt
Organism: Caenorhabditis briggsae
Lineage: Eukaryota; Metazoa; Nematoda; Chromadorea; Rhabditida; Rhabditidae
Exons: 5
Coding region: 1-684 (227 amino acids)
Source: RefSeq, a predicted model, not a curated record